Spizellomyces punctatus DAOM BR117 is the source of this 4192-nucleotide messenger RNA. RefSeq lists its product as uncharacterized. Gene Ontology annotation, biological process: ubiquitin-dependent protein catabolic process; protein polyubiquitination. The record is from RefSeq and is a predicted model, not a curated record. The transcript has 2 exons. Gene Ontology annotation, molecular function: ubiquitin protein ligase activity. NCBI's taxonomy places the organism in Eukaryota, Fungi, Chytridiomycota, Chytridiomycetes, Spizellomycetales, Spizellomycetaceae. The coding region runs from base 425 to 3895 and encodes 1156 amino acids.
GGGAAAGGCAAGCUGACGGGGGCGGGCUCAUUUUCAACACGUUUGUUGCGUUGUUUGUGUUGGUCAUUCCGUUGAGUUGGUUGAAGAACUUUGGUGUGUGGUCAAGGACAAGCUCAACAGAGACUUGCGGGACUAUUUAGCGUUUGUAUCAUACCAACUAGAAUCGCUGGACCGUUGCCAACUGACGACACUUUGGAGACUGUGACGAGUAUAGAUAGCGUCUCAGUUGUCUUUAGUGACAAACUAUUGCGUUACUGUUUGGGUUGGAGGGGGCUGCUGGUGGAGUUUGAACAUCUACAUUUGACUUCCAAAGUGGAAUGCCGCAUGCGAUUCACUCUCUGCAACUACCGAACGAGGGAUUACCGCCGUUGAAAAUAGCCGCGCAAACGCGAUAUCCCCUUUUCCCGUCAUCCCACACCACGGUAUGCAUCCCAAAAUGCCUGCAACUGGUGUAGAAUUUGCAGUGUUCCCGUUACCCCUUCCCCUCAAUCCCAUCACGCCGCCCUUGGUAUCGAUCUUACCUGCAACACCGCCAGUUGCGACCCAUAUGACAUUGGUUGCAGAGGAUGACCAGGCGACACAGGAAGGAUCUACGCAGGAAGGAAAGAAUACGAUGGGAGAUCAUUUGUCGAUGAGUGGAUCGGAAUCGGGUGGAUCGCCUGAUCAGGUUGAUGAACGGGAGAUUAUUGAAGGAUAUUUUGCUCAACCUACACCAAGGAGGUGGCGACGGUCCACACCUUUGAAGCGACGAAGUGCGUCCCUUGGAAGGCUGGCGGCUGAACAGAGUGAUGAGAACACGGAAGCUGGAUAUGCGGAAGAUAGUAGUGUUUGUAGUUAUGUUACUGCCGUGGAAGAUGGAGACCAAUGUUUGAAUGCCAAAAAUGUGAAUGCCGUUGAUGGUUCUGACGAAGGAGAAUGUGUGGACGGUGCCGUAACUAUUCCAACGGACAAGGGAAUAACAGAGAUAUCAAGUCCUGGAAGGGUGAAUCACAAUGACCCGACAAUUACCGUUGUCCAAGCAGAAUCGGCCCCACAAACACCACCAGCAACGGCGACUGUGGAAUGUCCUCCAAAUGUGGCACUGCCAUCAGAAUUACCUGUCAACGCUGGGCGGACGGGUGAUUCAGACACAAUAGAACAACCUGCGGCUGGAACAAACCCGGUAGUGACGAGGAAUGAUAUCAUGCCAAGUAUCUCAACAGUCCCUGUCAUUCCUACGGACGUACUAGGAUCAUCACAGCCUGCGCCUAGUCAGGAGCAGCCGCAGAACGCAUUAGAACCUGCUCUAGCACACCAACCCACUGAUAUACCGCGAGCGAGCUCGAUCGGUUUGGUGUAUGUAAACAAAGAGUUGCCUCCAAUAAUGCGUACUCUUCCCGAAAUUGUGGUUCCUGCACCAUCAACCGGUGAGAUGGGACGCCCGCCACCCGAGAAGGCCUUGCCGCAAUUGCCCACUGACCUACCGACAACGGUACCCACUAAUGUUCAAGCAACUGCGGCAAGAUCUCCAGUUCCGAUUCCCGUACGAUUGGCUAGUAAAAUGCCAAUACCGGGGCUAGUCGCAUUCGCUUCACAACCCCCUCCUUCGGAGCCUAAAUUGCAGGCACGUCCUUCGUUAUUUAAAAAGAAGGAUCGCUCUGGGAUCAAAACAAGUCAGUCUACUGGAAUACCCCAAGGGCCCAUUCCAAACGAACACGGACACGACGCUUCUGCAGAUAAGCAAACACGGCCUGAUGAGGAAAGUUGGAGUGAUAUCUCGGAGAAUGCAGCUUUGCCACCACAUGCGAUAGACCAAACAGCCCGGCCUGUAGAGGUCAAAACCAGAGCGUCGGCGGAGGACCUUGGGCAAAAGCAUGCGGUAGCGGAUGCUCACGAACCAGUACAUCACGAGGACCUGCCUGUUGGCGCUGGUAACUUGCGUAGUACGACCGGUAGUGUGCGAUCGCUAUUUAAAAAGCGUCCGAAAAUGCUGAUAGAAGAGAACGUGUCGACCAACGAUUGGCAAAACCAGUCUGUCGCGGGUACUGACGCAAGUUCUAUCCCUAGUGAAGGUGCUGGACUGCUGGUUGAAUCAGUGGCCCUGCAGGACCAACAGAAAGACGGCCCUGAAGUCGCGGAAACCACGGAAGACGAUGAUCUGACGCCGUUAGCUUACUGGGUUAUCAAGCCGUCUGGCAUAGAAGCGAUGCCAGCAGCUGCUCGACCUCCUCUUCCUGGUAGCGCGAAUGCGUCGACUGCAUCACGAUCGCUCCAUGCACACAUCUUUGCACCGCACGCCCAGAUCGUACCAGAACCAGAACCUCCCAUCGUACCAUCUCGCAACAGUCUCACACUACCGCUCCCGGCAAGCGACAUACCAAUUCAACCACCGCCAGUAGCGGAGAGCACUACCAUGCCAGCGAGUGGACGAUUACACCGUCAACCCAGUGGUCGCCAUCGUCGUCAGCCAUCGUUAAAAGCACGUAGCGGGCUCCCCUCGACCGUUGUUAUAUCUCCGCGCAUCUCGUCACUUUUUGGGAACACAAAGAGGCAGGAGAUUUCGCGACGAAGGUUUACGUAUCUUGGUAGCGCCGAUGUCAUGAAUCCUGGCACCUCGGCCAGCCACCACAUCGACAAUGGACUUGGUCUAACCCCCGAGUUCGCCAACGCUAUUCCGCCUGAUCCGCGGGAAUUCGCUACAUGCCCUCUUUGUGUAGAUGUCUGUGAGCGCGCUGUUCGGCUGAGCUGUUGCGCAAAUGUGGCUUGCUCUUCCUGUAUUUGGCGAUGGUUAGCGCACAGCAAGAGCUGUCCGUUCUGUCGAUCGCGAAUUGGGCCGGGACAUGUGGCUCCAGCGCAGGAUGUGCAAGAUAUGGUCAAGAAUUUGGUGGUGCGCUGCAAGGCGGCUGGAUGUGGGUGGGAGGGACGACGCGAGCAGCUGAAUGAUCAUUUGGCGGAGGGCGUGUGUGCAUCGGAUCGAACGAGUAGCGAGUCUGGACUAGGUCACAGGCGGAACCCGAGCGUUGGUCGGAACCCAAUCCUAGGGCAUCGACGAAAGACCAGCGCAGGGAGGGGUCAGGGUAUCCCAGGGCAUAGACGGCAACCAAGCUCGGGAUUGGACGAUGUUCAACCUGGCAAAGGGCAUGGACAACCGUUGACACCAUCCUCGGACCCAGCCACGACCUCGGCGGUUCCUCCCCUGCGACGAUCAUCCAGUCGACGUAUUCUUAUCCCGCUACGAUCAGCCCACCCGCGCAUCAUUUUCAAAAGAAUGUCGAACGGGGGCGGAAUCGUUCGAUAUGAUCCCACAAUAACAUUCCCAUCCAUUGGUAUUCCGCCGCGAACCACGUCUGCUGCCGUAGAUCCCACCAUGUUCCCCAAACCAAUCCCAGAAAAGAGCGUAUCAUCUGAAGACAAACCACCGUCCGAGAUCUUGUCCAGCCCGUACGGGGAUAUCCCACCAACCCAAGAUCCACCGCUUCCCGUUCGACCUAUAGUUCAUGAUCCCGUCAGUGCAUCUCGUACCCUGAUCCGGGCCCGAAUCCCCACUCGAACAAUCAGUGUCACUCACAAGAGCCCACUAAACACUGGCACGCUAGUAAAACGCAACAGUUCGAUGCGCGGGACGAGUCAGCAUGAAGCGCUCGAAUUUACUGGUACGAGCUGGGAUCGAGAACCUGGCGAGGAAGACGAUGGUUGGCAUCCCAUAGAGAUGGCUGAUUCUGCUGGCGAUGAACAGGCUAUGCAUGACGACGAGUGGCGAGAUGUGGACGAUGAUGUUUGUCAAUUAGAGGCCGUCCCGGAAGAUCAAGGAGAGGGUGUUUCUACAGAUGGGCAACCUGGCAUACUAGAAAGUGGAAACCAACUGGGACAGAUGAAGACCACGGAGGAAGCUGGGAUUGUAUAUAGCGACGAGUAGCGAUUGCGAUGGUGAUUUUUUAAUCUGAAUCGUUACCGGAUAAAGUGCAAUGAUACGUUCAGGCAAAUGAAAAAAACUGAUACUAGCGUCUAAAACUGGGGCGGGAAACUAAACGUCGUGGAGUAUCCUACACACACCUUGUUUCUUUUUCUUUCAUGUUCUUCAAUCCCUUUUUUUUUGGGCGGGGAGGGUGAGGGCGGUGAAGUGAUCGGCUCUUUUUUAUUUAAUUGUCUUUCUUCUUGUAACCCUUUUGUAACGAAUGCAUUCGUAUUCUGAAGAAAUGUGAAUGACGUUGGG